UCUAACUUGUUGAAAUUCACUUUAUAUUAGAAGGAAAUUGUAAGAGACAGGUUUCAUUUAAUUCCAGUUCCUAAGAGAUGGUUAAGAUAACUAUAGUUGGAAGGGCAAGGGAUGGGUUACCCCUAGCACAAAGAGUGAGAUAUAUGAAUGAAGAGAAUUGCUAUGUUUCAUGUUACAGGCAACAAGCUGAAUUCAUUCUCCAAGAAAUUUCAAGAGGGGCUUUCAUGGCUUCCAAGUUCACAAUUCCAGUAGAUCAUUGCUCCUUCAAUUGCUUGGUGGAGAAUGGAGUUGUUUUCAUUGUGUUAUGUGACUCUUCAUACCCAAGAAAACUGGCUUUCCAUUACCUACAAGAUCUACAAAAGGAGUUUGACAAGUUUAAUAAAACUCUCAUAGACAAUAUCACAAGGCCAUACACCUUUGUCGAAUUCGAUGGUAUAAUUGCUAACUUUAGCAGACAAUAUAUUGACACAAGAACUCAGGCCAACCUAUCAAAACUUAAUGCUAACAGGAAACAAGAUUUAGAUAUUAUUACUGAAGACAUGUCCAAUAUCUUAGAAAGGAGGAGAAAUUCAGAAACAUUGGAAAGAUCACAAGUCACUCCUCAACCCGCAUCUUCAAUAUGGUGUUCACCAUGCUUAGAGGUAAUUGCACUGAAAUGGGUACCUAUAAUGAUCACUGUUAUCACUUCAAUGACCAUUCUAUGGGCUAUUUUAGUCCUCACAGACGACUAUAUUGUUACAAGUUGGUGACAAGUCUCCUCGGAUC
Arachis stenosperma is the source of this 765-nucleotide messenger RNA. Its product is annotated as 25.3 kDa vesicle transport protein SEC22-1. Gene Ontology annotation, cellular component: endoplasmic reticulum-Golgi intermediate compartment; ER to Golgi transport vesicle membrane; endoplasmic reticulum membrane. Lineage: Eukaryota; Viridiplantae; Streptophyta; Magnoliopsida; Fabales; Fabaceae. The transcript has 5 exons. The record is from RefSeq and is a predicted model, not a curated record. Bases 78 to 749 code for a protein of 223 amino acids. Gene Ontology annotation, biological process: endoplasmic reticulum to Golgi vesicle-mediated transport; vesicle fusion with Golgi apparatus; retrograde vesicle-mediated transport, Golgi to endoplasmic reticulum. Gene Ontology annotation, molecular function: SNAP receptor activity.